Agrilus planipennis (emerald ash borer) is the source of this 4080-nucleotide messenger RNA. It is a transcript of the gene tutl, whose product is annotated as protein turtle. The record is from RefSeq and is a predicted model, not a curated record. Gene Ontology annotation, biological process: homophilic cell-cell adhesion; axon guidance; dendrite self-avoidance. Gene Ontology annotation, cellular component: axon; plasma membrane. Gene Ontology annotation, molecular function: cell-cell adhesion mediator activity. NCBI's taxonomy places the organism in Eukaryota, Metazoa, Arthropoda, Insecta, Coleoptera, Buprestidae.
GCGAGUCGGUUGUCGGUCGCACCGUUUCGUCCAAGAACCGCCGCGAGCGUCAGCUUCAACACACGAGUGUUUCGUAGAGGUGUAGCGAACGCGUUGCAGAUGUUAUUACGGCCCUUCUACGAAACAACGAAACCGUUUUCGAAAAAAAUCCCGUUGAUAAUAGGUGCAUGUGGACGUGUUUGUGUGUAGUUCGACAUAAAUAUUUGUUGUGAAAAGUACGGUGCAUACUUUUUCUAGUUCGUGUUGUACGUUGUCGUUUUAACGGCCGCUUCUUCUCUAGCCUUCGCAUCGAACAACUUGAAUUAAAGCACCGCCGGCAAUGAGGGUGUGCUAGCAGGGAGAUGGAACCACCGGGAUGGGCAUGCGCACACACCCAGGGGGCAAGUCUCGUCCGCUGACCGCCACCACAUUAGCUACGGUACCUCUUCUAGCUGGCUUUGCCUUCCUAUUACUACAAACAGCCUUUUGUAAUAACACCGAGGCGACAACCGUGCCCCAGGAUGCUGUACACAUCACGGCCAUUCUCGGUGAGUCCGUGGUGUUCAACUGCCACGUCGAUUUUCCCGACGAUCAGCCCGUGCCAUACGUGUUGCAAUGGGAGAAGAAGGUAGGCGACACGGUUCCUUUGAACACAAGCCGUACCAAGAGGGUGGUGCCUACAACGGGACAGGAGAUACCCAUCUACAUAUGGUACGAAAGUUACCCGACACACAGUGCCGAUGGGUACCAAGGUCGUGUGUCGAAAGUGUCCCCCGAUUCACCCUACGGAGCCGCUUCCCUUAACUUGACAAAUAUUCAAGAAUCCGAUCAAGGAUGGUACGAAUGUAAGGUUGUGUUCCUUAAUCGCUCCCCCAACCCAACGAAAAAUGGAACAUGGUUCCACCUGUCAGUACACGCACCCCCUCGUUUCGUCGUCACCGCAGACGACAUUAUCUACGUCAAUUUGGGAGACGCCAUCAUCCUUAACUGCCAAGCGGAAGGUAACCCAAUACCGGAAAUUGUAUGGUACAAAGACGCAAAUCCCGUAGAACCCUCACCCACAAUAGGUAUAUUUAACGAUGGGACUGAACUUCGUUUAUCUAAUAUAAGGCACGAGGAUAUCGGAGACUACACAUGUAUUGCUCGAAACGGCGAGGGCCAAAUAUCCCACACAUCGCGGGUUAUUAUUGCAGGUGGAGCUGUGAUAAUGGUACCGCCGAUCAACCAGACGAAGCUUGAAGGUGAAAAGGUGCAAUUUAACUGCGAGGCGAAAGCUUUACCCGGCAACGUAACAGUGAAAUGGUUUCGGGAAGGAGCUCCCGUGAGGGAGGUCGCCUCCCUCGAAACUCGCGUGACCAUUCGAAGAGACGGCUCUCUGGUCAUAAACCCAGUCAGUGCGGAUGAUUCGGGUCAGUACGUGUGCGAAGUAAGCAACGGAAUCGGGGAACCGCAAUCUGCCUCAGCUUAUCUGAAUGUGGAAUUUUGGGGUGUNGCAACUAUUGUCACUGCAACUCAAUUAGUUGUGGAAGGUACCCAACCCCAUGCUCCUUAUAACAUUUCGGCAUCCGCCUCCGAGUUCUCCGUCACUCUUUCUUGGUUGCCAGGAUACAGUGGCGGUCCAGACUACAAACAAGACUAUACGAUCUGGUAUCGGGAAUCGGGUGUUACCGAAUGGUCCACCAUACCCGUAACCCCAUCGGGUAGCACGCAAGUAACCAUAAACAGAUUAGCUCCUGGUACGACAUACGAAUUUCAAGUGAUAGGAAAAAACGCUCUAGGAGAGGGAAUGAUGAGCAAUGUUGUUACCAUAAGAACGUUGGAUGUUGGAUUGCCGGCUGCUAAAGGAGUUGCGACUACUCCUCCUAUUCCACCUCCUAGCGAGUCCGCGAAAUAUCUUUCACUCGCAGGCCCUAAGCCCGGUCCGCCUCGAAAUCUGACCGUGACAGAAAUAAGUAAUGGCUUUUUGAUAACUUGGCAACCGCCUCUAGAAGGAACUAAACUAGUGCAAUAUUACAACAUUAAAUACAGGACGGAAAAAGAAUGGAAAUCGCUCAACAAAGGCCCUAUAAGGGCCGAGGAUACGCAAUAUUUAGUUAAAAAUCUGGUAGGCGGAAGAACAUACUAUUUCAAAGUUCUCGCCCAUUCGCCAAAUGGUUUCGAGAGUAGCGAGGAUGUGAAAUUUCCUGUACCGGCAAGGGUCAAGCACAAAGCCAUCACAGCGGGAGUCGUGGGAGGCAUUUUGUUCUUUAUCGUAGCCAUAAUCUUAUCCAUAUGCGCCGUGAAAAUAUGCAAUAAACGUAAACGACGGAAACAAGAAAAAGCGUACAACAUGGUCGCCUGUAGGAUAACGGACGCACGUAAUGGCGCGACAGACAGCCAAGUGCCUUUGAAAAAGACCGUUGAGUCAGAUUCCUAUCGUGAUUACGAGAGCGUGUUUAUAAUUCCUGGGACAAGCGUUGACACAAACCGAGGAAAAAAGGUGAAGAGUUGCGCGGCUGUUGAACCAACAUCUUCUGUUCGCACCCUCACAUACUUAGAAAAGGCCGAAUACCAUUUAGCAGUACUAGCCUUCAUAGUCAAUUGGGUGUGGCCUCGGGACCGUUGUCGUUCAGGUAGCAGCCUGAGUUGGCAUCCCGAUUACUUUAAUCCUGGAUCACCGUCGAAGUCCUUGGCAAAAAUUUCGCGUGCAGCCGACGGACGCUUUCAUCUUGCAGAUUCUUCAUAUAGUUCCCGCGCCGGCACCCCUUCCAAUGGCAGUAGCAGCGACGACGGAGGUUUUUUGACCAGAAGAGGUGUGCGAAAUCGUGCAUCAUGGAGAAGACCUUUGGUCGGUUAUCCCAGCGAACUGAGUCUUCGCACUGACGCUUCUGGUCAAAGUGCAAGGGUAACUCUUCCGAACGUCCCUGGGCCCGCAAUCGGUGCCCACUACCUGUAUCCUGUACGGCCUGUUCCAACCAUUUACAGUCCUACGACACCUCUGUUCCAAUCUAGUAGUCCCGCGGAUUCUAACGCAUUGCUUUUGUCACCGUGGUCACCAAUGUACUUCAGCGAUCUCAGUUCGGUGAGAUAUCCCAGUUCUGGCGAGAGAUCUUACCCAACGCCACCAGGUUUUAUGCAGUUAAGAUCGAUUCACGAAAAGUAUUCACAGGAAUUGCCAUCGCUUCGCGCAAUCCACGAAGAAUCGACGUUUAUACCGGUGCAUCCGAUUCAUCCAAGUCCUGUAUCUCGAGUUCGACUACCUCCACACUAUCCUGUGUUGCAAAACGUUAGGCCCCGAGCAAGACUGUUACCCAGACAUGCACGAAUCGCUAGAAGCGCGCCCGAACUUGGAUCUCCCGAUCACCCCGACAGAUCCCCGGAGAGUCGUUCCAGUUCCAGCGGGUUUGGAAGUAAAAAUACGUCUCAACAAAAUCAGAGUUCGCAAAGUGGAAGUACCUUUACUGAUUGGCGUUUGCCACCCUACAGACCACCUCCUCCGCCGUCGUCGUCAGCCCUUCCGCCGCCACCACCCUCGGUCGGUCACUGGUUAGAAAUGGCUUCAUCGUCUCCUUCGACAUCAGAACAAACCCACAAAGCCGUGGACGUUGGAAGUGUGGAUGGACACUACGAAUUUGAUCCAUCCACUCCAACACCAACGCCAUCAACCCCAACUGAACGACGAGACACCGAUUUAGACGCUGUAGGACUACGGAAAUCGUAUAAUACGCUGAGGAGCAAUCGAUAUGACAACAUUGAAGCUAGAGUACGGGCGAUGAAAGAAGAAUUUCACGAAUUCCGAAAACGGCAAGCCAAAAGGAAACGAAGUCAAGAACUAGAGAGUGUUUGCUAACCACAUGGGAAAUGAGCGCAACGAUCAAUGUGUACUUAUAAUUUAUAGUGUUACGUUUUGUAAGUUUGAAAUAUACGUUCAAAUUCAAACUGAUUAACAGACCAAAUUGUAAAGGACUUCUUUGUACUAGCAUGUAAGAAAAUUUAUAAUCCCUAGAGCUAGAUUCUAGACAAAUUCUUGCCGAUGGACCAAAAAGAUACUUAAAACUUUUCUUUUAAUAUCCAAUAAGAAUAUGAAAUCCUAUGACAUUGUUAGUUAUUAUUAAUAGUGGA